Trichoderma reesei QM6a is the source of this 1281-nucleotide messenger RNA. RefSeq lists its product as uncharacterized. The coding region runs from base 1 to 1281 and encodes 426 amino acids. The record is from RefSeq and is a predicted model, not a curated record. Gene Ontology annotation, biological process: 'de novo' NAD+ biosynthetic process from L-tryptophan. Lineage: Eukaryota; Fungi; Ascomycota; Sordariomycetes; Hypocreales; Hypocreaceae. Gene Ontology annotation, cellular component: cytoplasm. The transcript is spliced from 2 exons. Gene Ontology annotation, molecular function: metal ion binding; indoleamine 2,3-dioxygenase activity; heme binding.
AUGUCGCCUCACGCGCUUUUGGAAGAGACAUUGGGUCUUGAACCGACAGACCUGGCCAAGUUUGCCGUCUCACGGAAUGCCUUCCUUCCCGAGGAGAACCUCCCCAAGAUGCUUUCAGACUCAUACUAUGAGCCGUGGGAACUCGUUGCGCACAACUUGCCCGAGCUCACCGAAGCUGGUCGCAUCCGUGACGCCAUCAGACAACUUCCCAUGCUGUCGACAGAUCGCUUGCAGUCUGAAGCCGAGUGGCGCAGAGCCUAUGUUAUCUUGUCAUUUUUUGCAAACGCAUACAUCUGGGGAGGAGAUAUACCUGAACAGAUUCUGCCACCGACAUUGACCGUCCCUUUCCUUCGCAUCUCGGCCCAUCUGGAGCUGCCUCCCACUCUGACCUAUGCCGGCGCCAACCUCUGGAACUUCCACUGUGAGGGAGACGAUUUUGCCGACGUCGAGAAGCUCAGCACUCUGCUAUCCUUUACCGGAACCGAGUCCGAGUCGUGGUUCCUUCUCAUCAGCGUCGCCAUGGAGGCCAAGGCCGCCUCCAUCAUCCCAACCAUGACCCGUGCCAUCGAGGCCAUCAAGACCCACGACUACCAGGUCAUCAUCAAGGCGCUGGAAGAGCUCAGCACGCACAUUGAAGAAGUUGGCAUCCUCCUGGAGCGGAUGCACGAGCGAUGCGACCCCAUGACCUUCUACCACCAGAUUCGGCCAUUCCUAGCCGGCACCAUGAACAUGGAGGCUGCUGGCCUGCCCAAGGGUGUCUUCUACGACGAGGGGGACGGCAGAGGAGAGUGGAGGAAGCUCAGGGGCGGGAGCAACGGCCAGAGCUCGCUCAUCAUGUUCUGGGACAUUGUCCUCGGCAUCGAGCACAAGGGCCACUCGGAGAGCAAGCGGAGCUUCCACGAAGAGAUGAGAGACUACAUGCCUGGCCCCCACGCGAGGUUCCUCGUGCACGUGGCUCGUCUGGGCAGCAUCCGCCAGCUCGCGCUCGAUCUCGAGGACUCCGAAGGCGAGGCAGAGCAGCGCCUGAGAAAGGCCUACACUGUAGCCACGGAAACGUUGACCAAGUUCCGGCAGAAGCACCUUGGCAUCGUGACGCGGUACAUCCUCAUCCCGUCCAAGCAGCCGUGGACCGGUUCGACCCGCAAGAACCUGGCGAGCUCCUCGUUGGAAAAGAAGGGAGAGCACCUGACCGGCACGGGAGGAUCCCAGCUCAUCCCGUUCUUGAAGCAGACAAAAGACGAGACUCGGUUUGCGGGGAUGCUGAUGGACUCGAAGCCUUGA